Messenger RNA from Kogia breviceps (pygmy sperm whale), 3036 nucleotides. The record is from RefSeq and is a predicted model, not a curated record. Lineage: Eukaryota; Metazoa; Chordata; Mammalia; Artiodactyla; Physeteridae.
CAUAGUAUCUACCUCAUAGGGCUGCCGUGAAGAUUAAGAUGAGUUACUAUAAGUAAAGAGUUUAGCACAGGGAAUUCCCUGGCGGUCCAGUGGUUAGGACUCUGUGCUCCCAAUGCAGGGGGCGUGGGUUCGAUCCCUGGUUGGGGAGCUAAGAUCCUGCAUGCCUCGGAGUGUGGCCGAAAAAAAUAAAAUGAAAAAGAAAGCUUAGCACAGGGCUGGGCAUGAGCGAGUGAUAGCUGUUAUUUUCGUUCCUUCGUUCACUCCAGCUCAGCUGCUCUGAGAUGCCAAGGAGAUGAGGCAGAGGGAACAGCAAUGACAGAGCCCCAGAGGGUCAGCGCCCUGGCUCCGGCACAGGCAGGUUGGGGCAGGUCUAUCUCUUGCAUAUGUGGCCACAUGUGUGAGCACGUUCCUAAAGGAAGCAUGUGGGGUGAGGGGGGUUCAGGGCCGAUUCCAGCCAGGGGCCCCAGGACAAUGGGAGGACCCAGCAGGCAGACCCACCAGAGGCUCUCACACCUGCCUAUGCGCUGACCCUCGCUCCCUGAACCUGCCCUGAAGGCCUUCCUGAUUCACCAGAGAACCGCACCCAAGCUGCGGAUGAGGGUGGAGGAUGUAAACAGGAGGCUGCAGGAGCACCCUGGGGAGCUGGGGGGCAACGCAACGGGGAGAUGGGAGAGCCCCUGGCCAGGCUGGGUGUCCCUUAGCAUUUUGGGUUCACACAGCCCUUUGAGAAUCUGAUAAAAGCUGGGAGCUCACUCCCUACAAAAGUGAAUGAGCUAAGGGGUGGUGAAGGCUGAUGACCCUUUAAGGCAGCUACAGGCCCCAGACUUAGAAAAGUGGUGUAGAAAGUGCACCCUUUCUGUCUGCCUAAACUAGUGUUCUUUAGAGUUUGGGGUCACAGACUGUGAUCCAACGGAAGUCACAGACCCUUGCUGCAAAAACGUGUAUACACACACAGAUUCACACAAUUUCAGGGAUUGCUGGGUACCAUGAAGUUGGCCAGUGGCCAUCCAUUUUAGACCCCAGGACUGGAGGCAGUGGGUGAGGGGAAAUGAAGAGAAUUAGCAAGAGGCUGCCUGGAGAGGGUUAGUAACCCUGCUGUCUGAUGGAAGAGGGAUGAUCAUCCUCCCCAUUGCACCGUCAAGGAAACAGGCACAGAAAGGCAAAGCGGGGCCAUGUGGGGGUCCUUGGACCCAAAAGCUUCACCAGGAUGGGCCUGGCAAGGGCCUGGGUGAGGAGGACAUUCGCAAGGCACGGGAGGCCCGGAUCAGGAAGACACCCCGGCCCCAGCUGAGUGACCGUUCUCGAGAACGCAAGGUGCCUACCUCCCGUGUCAGCCGCUUGGCCAACUUUGGGGGACUGGCUCUGAGCUUGGGGCUGGGAGCACUAGCUGAGGUGGCCAAGAAGUCCCUUCCCGGAGGACGUAUACAAUCAGAGGGAGGCUCCCGGCCAGGCUCCAGCCUUUUCCUUUCAGAGGCCAACGCCGAGCGGAUUGUGCAGACCUUGUGUACGGUUCGGGGGGCCGCCCUCAAGGUUGGCCAAAUGCUCAGCAUCCAGGACAACAGCCUCGUCAGCCCCCAGCUGCAGCGCAUCUUCGAGCGGGUUCGCCAGAGCGCCGACUUCAUGCCCCGCUGGCAGAUGCUGAGAGUUCUGGAAGAGGAGCUCGGCAGGGACUGGCAGGCCAAGGUGGCCUCUCUGGAGGAGGUGCCCUUUGCUGCUGCCUCAAUCGGGCAGGUGCACCAGGGCGUGCUGAAGGACGGGACAGAGGUGGCCGUGAAGAUCCAGUACCCAGGCAUCGCCCAGAGCAUCCAGAGCGACACCCAGAACCUGCUGGCGGUGCUCAAGAUGAGCGUGGCCGUGCCAGAGGGCCUGUUUGCAGAGCAGAGCCUGCAGGCCUUGCAGCGGGAGCUGGCUUUGGAAUGUGACUACCGUCGUGAGGCGGCUUGUGCCCAGAACUUCAGGCAGCUGUUGGCAGACGACCCGUUCUUUCGGGUGCCAGCCGUUAUUCAGGAGCUGUGCACGACGCGGGUGCUGGGCAUGGAGCUGGCUGGAGGGGUCCCACUGGACCAGUGCCAGGGCUUGAGCCAGGACACCCGGAACCAGAUCUGCUUCCAGCUCCUGAGGCUUUGUCUUCGGGAGCUGUUUGAGUUCCGAUUCAUGCAGACGGACCCCAACUGGGCCAACUUCCUGUAUGAUGCCUCCAGCCACCAGGUGAUCUUGCUGGACUUUGGUGCAAGCCGGGAAUUUGGGACUGAAUUCACAGACCAUUAUAUCGAGGUGGUGAUGGCUGCAGCCAACGGAGAUAGAGACCGGGUCCUGCAGAAAUCACGAGACCUCAAAUUUCUCACAGGCUUUGAGACCAAGGCAUUCUCGGACGCCCAUGUGGAGGCUGUGAUGAUCCUGGGGGAGCCCUUCGCCACCCAGGGCCCCUAUGACUUCGGAGCAGGUGAUACUGCCCGCCGUGUGCAGGGCCUCAUCCCUGUGCUGCUGCAGCACCGGCUUCGCCCACCACCUGAAGAGACCUAUGCCUUGCACAGAAAGCUGGCGGGGGCUUUUCUGGCCUGUGCCCGCCUCCAUGCCCACAUCUCCUGCCGGGACCUCUUCCAGGACACCUACCACCGCUACUGGGCCAGUCGCCAGGCAUAGCCACUUUCCGAAGCCUCCUAACCAGAGGGAUGUCUGCUCAGACCCCUCAGAGACUCCAUCUCGGGAUUCCAGCCCUAUAGCGGGCCAUCCCCUGCUCUGAGGCCUCCUUCCCUCUCUGCUGCAGGUCUGGGGACCCACCUUGGGCUUGGGAUAGAGAACUCCAGCUUCAUACCCCCGUAUCCUGCUCUCCCCACUCCAAAGGGAGCAUCCAGGAACUCUACCCAGCCAAUAAUUUAUGUCUGCCAACAUGUGAGAGCGCCUUAGGCCCCUCCACACUGCCAUUGUGGAGAUCAGACUCACCUAGAUGGGGAGCCCCUGACCUCUGCCUCAGGUCUCCCCCAGAUGUGGCCGGUGUUUGAACCUUCGGUCCUAAUAAAAGUGGCCCUCCCCUUC